This is a messenger RNA of Labrus mixtus (cuckoo wrasse), 1977 nucleotides long. Its product is annotated as angiopoietin-related protein 5-like. Gene Ontology annotation, biological process: Tie signaling pathway; angiogenesis. The transcript has 6 exons. The record is from RefSeq and is a predicted model, not a curated record. Lineage: Eukaryota; Metazoa; Chordata; Actinopteri; Labriformes; Labridae. Gene Ontology annotation, molecular function: receptor tyrosine kinase binding. Bases 1 to 849 code for a protein of 282 amino acids.
AUGCGAAGUCUCCUCUGGUAUUGCUGGCUCUUCUUGGCAUUUCUGUUGAUCAACACAGCCCAGGCCAGGUUUCAACUUAACGCUGUUUCUUGUGUUUUGUUUAAAAAGGGUGAUGUUUCCCAUCAAGCAACACAUUUUGGAACAGACUGCACACAGAUUAAGACUCUCUCACCUCAGGCACCCAGUGGCGUUUAUGUAAUCCAACCCGACAGAGGCAAGGCACCAUUUAAGGUGUACUGUGAGAUGCGGUCUGACGGAGGCUGGACUGUGUUUCAGAGGCGUAGUGAAGGAAAACCUUCCUUCUACAAGAAAUGGGCGGCAUAUAGUAAGGGUUUUGGAAACCUGAAAAAUGACCACUGGCUCGGCCUGAAGAAGGUUUCCCACCUGACCAAGAAGAAAAACAAGAAGUGGACCCUGAGAGUCGACCUGUGGGACCACAAGAACGGAACUGCUUAUGCUGAGUACCAAAACUUCCACUUAGGCAACGAGAGUGAACAUUUCAAACUGCAUGUGGGGAGAUACAGUGGAACUGCAGGUGAUGCCCUCCGUGACCAGAACAACUACGGCUUUAGCACCAUCGACCGUGACAAUGAUGGUUGUUCUCCAUGCAUCUUUGGUGACAUUGCUCAGAGGGAGUGUACAUUCAGUGCCCAUGGUGGUUGGUGGUACAGCCGCUGUGGCUCUGCCAGUCUGAAUGGUAACUGGCAUCGUGCUGGUGACAACAUUGGUUGGGCUUCAGGCCUCCACUGGAAAACCUGGAAAACCCCUGUUCCUUAUUCCAUGAGGGCCACCAGAAUGAUGAUGAAGUCUGUGAGAGGGCUAACAUCUUUUGGUUUUUUAUACUGGUAGUAGAUUCUAGUACAAAUCCUAUAAAUGCAUUUGGAGAUUUGAUAUUCUUCACAAUUUUUGUGUCUACAAAUGUCUUUUUGUCAAGGUCAUUACUGAGGUACCCCUUUCACAAAUAAUUAAUAAUGAUGGAUUUAAUUAAAAUAAAUCUGUAAAGCCAUUGCAUUACCAAAAAUGUGGUUGCUUAAUUUAAAGUUUCAUCAAACAUAUAGAAAUCUAAAUUAUGUUGAUACAUAUUCCCUCAAUGACAAUAUUUCCCCAACUUGAGCUGUCAACUGCUUCAAUUUCCUUUUAAAGUUUCCCACUGUGAUAAGCAGUUUAUUCUUUUUAUUAACGAUUAUUAAACUAUUCAUAUAUAAUUAAAAUAUUUCAUAUAAAAUGUUUUUAGAAAGUACAACUAUUAAAGAGAUUACAUUUCCUAACUUUCCACGACUUAUCAUCCAAACACUGUAACCAACAACAGUGAUAAUCUUUACGAGAAGUUAAUUUUGUAUUUAUUUAUUUUAAUGAUAUCAAAGGGGGAGUAACAUAAUGAUUGAUAGAUCUGUUGACAAAUGGUAAUGAUCUGUACCAGAUACCGGAGCUGCAGAGAAACAAUGAGAAGACACACAGCUAACAUUUGUUACAUAUCUAACCAUGAAUGUCUGCUUCAGACAAUAACAACAAAAUGUUAGGUUUCUCCCACAUGCAUGUUCUGUUGCAUUGCUCAAAUGGAAUGAACAUUUACAGGAUGUGGUCGUCAUGUAUCACACCUUUGAUUAUAUUGUUUGGGAUUUAGACCUCCACUGGAAAACCUGUUAACACCCUUGGCCCAGUGACGAUUCUACUGUAGAGUCUCUUGGGUCCCUAAGCAAUAAUUAAUUGGGGGGGCCCUCCAACCAGCAUUCAUCACCUUCAUGUCUGCCAGUGUCCCGACACUUACUCCUCUUCCUCUUUUCUGUGUUUCCCUUUUCUCUCCUAUAGACGGAUCAUAUCUAUUCAUUUUUCAAACUUUGGUUUUCACAGUUAUAAUGCAUGCAACCCUUAGCAGGGCAACAAGAGUAAGUGCAAUUGGAUGGGCCCCUUUAGGGAAGUUACCUAGAGUCAUUGCAAAAUUUAAUUGUGGAAAAUAAAUUAUCCGAACUAUCCAAA